This is a messenger RNA of Loxodonta africana (African savanna elephant), 168 nucleotides long. RefSeq names its product keratin-associated protein 6-2. The record is from RefSeq and is a predicted model, not a curated record. Bases 1 to 168 code for a protein of 55 amino acids. The transcript has a single exon. Lineage: Eukaryota; Metazoa; Chordata; Mammalia; Proboscidea; Elephantidae.
AUGUGUUGCAACUACUAUGGUGGCUGUGGCUAUGGCUCCCGCUAUGGCUGUGGCUACGGCUGUGGCUAUGGCUCCCGCUAUGGCUGUGGAUACAGUUCUGGCUAUGGCUGUGGCUGCUGCAGCUACCGACCACUUUGCUACAGAAAAUGCUACUCUUCUUACUGCUAG